Molecule: messenger RNA, 434 nt
Organism: Oncorhynchus gorbuscha (pink salmon)
Lineage: Eukaryota; Metazoa; Chordata; Actinopteri; Salmoniformes; Salmonidae
Product: membrane-associated guanylate kinase, WW and PDZ domain-containing protein 2-like
Exons: 2
Biological process (GO): signal transduction; receptor clustering
Cellular component (GO): cytoplasm; dendrite
Molecular function (GO): signaling receptor complex adaptor activity; SMAD binding; beta-1 adrenergic receptor binding
Source: RefSeq, a predicted model, not a curated record
GAUUGUGAUCGGGGCGAUCAUAGAGAACACUCCUGCAGAACGCGACGGACGACUUCGACCCGGGGACGAGCUCAUCUCUGUGGAUAAGAUGGUGGUUGCUGGGAAACCACACAGAUACGUGAUCGACCUGAUGCACGCCGCCGCUCGCAAUGGCCAGGUCAGCCUGGCGGUCCGGAGGAGAGUCCACUUCCCCAGAGUGAAUGGCCGUAGCCCUGGCUCCGUGUCCACGCAGCACAGCUCCCCGCACAGCGACGACGCCUCAGCUUCCUGUCCCGUCACCCCCGACAACGUCCCGCCGCCCUCCGUCACCUCCCCCCUGGAGGGUGCCGUCCCCCUGCAAACCAAUGAUGUCAUCAUCCACCGCAAAGAGAACGAAGGCUUUGGCUUCGUUAUCAUCAGCUCGUUGAACCGACCGGAGAACGCUGCCAUCAUCA